CGAGUGUACUGAGUUACUCCCAGGCGACGACGAGGGUAAAUACCAAGACUCGAAUAUGAGCGGGAAAUUACUCAGACCAGAAGACCAGCUGCUGAUAUACCGUCGUACAGGUCAUAGCCUUUGGUGCCAGUUCUCAGUAUAUAAAGAGCUUCCCCCUCGCCGCUUCUUGCUGUUGAUCCUCUCUGCCUCUAAACUUAUCUAUUACCAUCAACCAUCAACCAUCAACCAUCAACCAUCAACCAUCAACCAUCAACCACAUCGUACCAAACUUUCGACCUACCCCGAGCAAAGACACAGCUUUCUUUUACGACACAACCACCACGACCAGUACACUUACUUAUUACCGAUCUUCCCCUCUCAACUCCUAGACACCCAGAAAAUUAUCAUUCAUAUACCCUUAACCUCGACCACAACCGCCCGUCCAUCAUCCACCCUGCCAAUAAACCCAGACCUUUCCCACACUAAACAAGUAACCUCCCUCAAGAUGACCACCGCCGAGUACACCAACGCCGAGACGCGGAUAACCGAGAUCGACGCGCGGCAAUCCGCCAUCAACACCGCAGUCCACGGCUCCGACCUCGCCGGCCCCGAGCACGCGGACGCGCGCUGGGCGCUCAUCCAGGAGUACCAGGACCUGAGCAUCGAGAAGAAGGCGCUGAAGGAGCGGAUGGAGGAGAUAGAGGAGGAGGAGAAGGCGGAGGAAGAGGCGAAGAAGAAGGCCGAGGAGGAGGAGGCCAAGAAGAAGGCCGAGGAGGAGGAAGAGGCCAAGAAGAAGGCCGAGGAGGAGGCGGCGAAGUAG
This is a messenger RNA of Hypoxylon fragiforme, 799 nucleotides long. RefSeq lists its product as uncharacterized. The record is from RefSeq and is a predicted model, not a curated record. Bases 56 to 799 code for a protein of 247 amino acids. Lineage: Eukaryota; Fungi; Ascomycota; Sordariomycetes; Xylariales; Hypoxylaceae. The transcript has a single exon.